This is a messenger RNA of Sapajus apella (tufted capuchin), 3239 nucleotides long. RefSeq names its product zinc finger and SCAN domain containing 32 (gene ZSCAN32). Gene Ontology annotation, biological process: regulation of transcription by RNA polymerase II. The record is from RefSeq and is a predicted model, not a curated record. The transcript is spliced from 7 exons. Bases 375 to 2360 code for a protein of 661 amino acids. Lineage: Eukaryota; Metazoa; Chordata; Mammalia; Primates; Cebidae. Gene Ontology annotation, molecular function: RNA polymerase II cis-regulatory region sequence-specific DNA binding; DNA-binding transcription factor activity, RNA polymerase II-specific.
UCUACCGUCUAUUGGCUGCUGCAUCUGUCAAUACCGUCGCAGUGCAUCCCGGGAGCUGCAGUCCGGCAGCUUGUCUUGCUGGCGUGCGCCCGGGCGUGCGUGGUGGGCGGUUGAGCAGGUCGGAUCGCGCAGUUUACUUCCGGCCGGGAGGAUGAGAGAGUUUGGGGAGUCGCAAGUGCUGGUAUCUGACAUCCUUCAAGGUUGAGCCCUUUUUUUCAGCUGUGAGUCUCUGCACAUGUCUGAUACUCUCAUGUCGCAUGGAUUCCAGAAAGACACUCCUUGCAGGAGAACAUGGCCUCCCAGUGAUGUGAGAAGAGAUGUAAUCUGAUCUCCAGGGUACAGUGGCAACAGAGUAAGCCAGUUUGUUGAAGCAAAUGAUGGCUGCAGAAAAUAGUCUUCAGGCACACUCAUCCUCAAGCAGAGAUCCCACACAGGGCCAGAAAUCAGCCCCCCAAGGUAACAGCCCUGACUCCGAGGCCUCCCGUCAGCGCUUCAGGCAGUUUUGCUACCAGGAGGUAACUGGCCCCCAUGAAGCUUUUAGCAAACUCUGGGAACUCUGUUGUCAGUGGCUGAGGCCUAAGACACACUCAAAAGAGGAAAUCCUGGAGCUGCUGGUUUUGGAGCAGUUUCUGACUAUCUUGCCAGAGGAGAUCCAGACCUGGGUGAGGGAGCAGCAUCCAGAAAACGGCGAUGAAGCUGUGGCUCUGGUUGAGGAUGUACAGAGAGCUCCUGGACAGCAGGUCCCAGAUUCUGAGAAGGACUUGAAAGGACUCAUGGAGGAGAUGGCCCCUUUGGGAGCAACCAGAGAAUCACUGAGAUACCACUGGAAACAGGAGGUUCAGCCAGAGGAGCCAACUUUGAAGGGAUCACAGAGCUCACACCAAAGACCAGGGGAACAGUCAGAAGCCUGGCCUGCUCCUCAGGCUCCCGGGAACCUGCCCCAAAACACAGGUCUCCACGACCAGGAGACAGGUGCUGUGGUCUUGACAGCUGGGUUCCAGGGACCAGCCACAUGUGAUGACAGAGCUGUAUCCCUCUGUCAGCAAGAAUGGAUGUGCCCAGGCCCUGCACGAAGGGCCCUCUACAGGGAUGCCACACAGGAGGACAGACAUGUCUCGCUGGCAACAGGUGUGCCCUGGGGCUAUGAAGAGACCAGGACACUCCUGGCUAUUCUUAGUAGUUCUCAGUUUUAUGGAAAACUCCAGACCUGUCAGCAGAACAGCCAGAUCUACAGGGCCAUGGCGGAACGACUCUGGGAGCAGGGCUUUCUGCGGACCCCAGAACAGUGUCGAACCAAGUUCAAAAGCCUACAGUUGAGUUACUGCAAAGUGAGGAGAGGCUAUGUGCCUGAGCCUUGUAUCUUUUAUGAGGAAAUGGAUGCUUUUUCAAACUCCUGGGCCUCUGUGCCUCCUAUGGCAAGCGAUGCUGUUCCUGACCAAAAAGGAAGUGAUAUCGAGGCUGGAGAGCUGAGUCACCAGAAUGGGGAGCGCACAGAGGUAGAAGAUGGCACUGUGGAUGGUGCAGACAGGGAUGAAAAGGACUUCAGCAAUCCUGGCCAGGAAGUCAGGAAACUUGACCUGCCAGUGCUGUUCCCAAACAGACUUGGUUUUGAGAUCAAGAAUGAGAUUAAAAAAGAAAAUCUAAAAUGGGAUGAUUCAGAGGAAGUAGAAAUGAACAAGGCUUUACAGAGAAAGUCUAGAGGAGAAGUUUUCUGGCACUCUGGGCUACAAAAAGACAUGGAGAGUGAGCCUACAUCAAGAAGGCAAUGUAGAAACUCACCAGGGGAGAGUGAGGAGAAACCCCCAUCCCAGGAAACGAUGAGUCACCAGAGUUUUUGUGCCAGGGACAAAGUCUGUACACAUAUCCUGUGUGGGAAAAACUGCUCUCAGAGUGUACACUCUCCCCACAAGCCAGCGCUCGAACUGGAAAAAGUAUCUCAGUGUCCUGAAUGUGGGAAAACCUUUAGCCGAAGUUCUUAUCUUGUUCGACAUCAGAGAAUCCACACCGGCGAGAAGCCUCACAAGUGCAAUGAGUGUGGGAAAGGCUUUAGUGAGCGCUCCAACCUCACUGCCCACCUACGAAUUCACACAGGGGAGAGGCCCUACCAGUGUGGGCAGUGUGGGAAAAGUUUCAACCAGAGUUCCAGCCUCAUUGUCCACCACAGGACCCAUACAGGGGAGAAGCCUUACCAGUGCAUUGUCUGUGGAAAAAGAUUUAACAACAGUUCCCAGUUCAGUGCUCACCGGCGUGUCCACACUGGGGAGAGCCCAUACAAGUGUGCAGAGUGUGGGAAGAGCUUCAACAACAGCUCCCACUUCAGUGCCCACCAGAAAAUCCACACUGGUGAAACGCCUUACUAGUGUUCUCACUGUGAGAAAAGCUUCACUAAGAACUCCGCCCUCAUUCGUCAUCAGACAGUACACACAAAAGUAGUACUCUCAUCACAGGAAGGAAGAGAUGUGUUAUGAGUGUGUAGGAAACCUGUCAUAUCAGUUCCUUAGGUCAGUGUGUAUGUGUUCCUUAGAGCUUUCUUCUGUGGAGAGAUCUAGCCAGUCCCUGACUUAGCAACAGACUUACUAACUACUGGAUCUUAAGAUCCAUGUCCAGGAACAGGAGUCAGCAUAAGGAUGCUGACCUCUUCUUCUGGUUGUGGCUGUGACUCCAAAGUCCUGUCUUACUGUGACUUAAAGUCUGAUGGAGAGAAAGUUGUAGGAUCCAUAAAUUCUGCCAGGAAACCAGGAUCUUCGUGUUCCUAACACUGAGAAUGGGCACCCAGUGGUCUGAGAACACUUUCUGAGCUAAUGUGGUCCUCACACAGGGCUGAGAAAGAAAGUGUCCCUGCUCCUGGGAAGCACAUGUAGAAGUUAAGAGCCUGAAUCUCUUCUUAACCUAUAAUUGACCUGUAGGCACCCACCAUACUACUGCUACCUUCAGGGCAGAAGAUACUACUUUUUAUAACCUAGCCAUCACAAAAGGAAAGAAGGAGGGUUAAGCCAUUGGAUAAUCUGAAUUUGUUUCCCUAAGUGACUUAAUCUUAGAGCAAGCAUAGCAUCCAGGUUAAUUUUUGUAAGAUUUCUCCUUUUAUUAUCACCCUCAUCAUAGUUCCCAAUUGACUCUUAAAAGUAAGUGGUUUAUAGAUAUUACUAUUUCUGAUAAUAGUUUACAAACUACUAUAAACAAAUUUAUAAACAUUACUGUUUCUGAAGAAAAUAAAGUUGUUUCUCCCUCCACUUCCUUGG